Filobasidium floriforme is the source of this 597-nucleotide messenger RNA. RefSeq lists its product as uncharacterized. Gene Ontology annotation, biological process: phospholipid transport. The annotation marks the transcript as partial. Gene Ontology annotation, molecular function: phosphatidic acid transfer activity. NCBI's taxonomy places the organism in Eukaryota, Fungi, Basidiomycota, Tremellomycetes, Filobasidiales, Filobasidiaceae. The transcript has 4 exons. Gene Ontology annotation, cellular component: mitochondrial intermembrane space. The record is from RefSeq and is a predicted model, not a curated record.
AGCGACGAUCAACCCUCGACCGUCCUACUGGCAUUCUAUUUGCGGUACCCAAACCCCCACGCAACCCAUGUUCUCUCAUGCGAUGUGAUUUCCCGCAAAGUCGACCCUGUCCGAGGUGCUAUCACUACACAACGGCUCAUCUUGAAGAAGGGGAUUGUGCCGAGAUGGGCGAGGUCGUGGCUCGAGAAUUGGGGUAUGAUGGGCGGGGGUGGACUGGAAGCCUGGGUUUUAGAGGAGAGCGAGGUAGGUCAUUUCGCAUGUCCGGGAAAAGACGUGACCAUCGAUCCGAGUACGAACCAGCCGGUCUUGACGUCGAUGACAAGAAACAUCUCUCACAAGAAGAUCAUUCACAUCGCUGAGGGGAUCGAGUUUCACCCAACAGCGUCCGGGAGUCGAGGUACGAUACAGAAGACGACCGCAUACGUCUCGUCAAACUUUGGGUCGGGAUCCGGGCUUUCAGCGUUAGUGCGGGGCAGGAUUGAGCAAUACGGUGCAAGCCGGUUCGAGAGGAAUGCAAAGAACGCUCGCGAGGGCAUGUCUCUAAUCCUCUCCCUCUUGCGGAACUACGAACCGCUCCCACAUACGUCCGAGGCAGAG